Messenger RNA from Mesorhabditis belari, 1098 nucleotides. The record is from the annotation of a GenBank genome assembly. Lineage: Eukaryota; Metazoa; Nematoda; Chromadorea; Rhabditida; Rhabditidae.
AUGCUGGUCCACACGGCGUUCUCGAAGGCGUUGUGGAUCGAGAUAAAUUCGCCUCCGUCAUCACGACAAGUUGAGAUUAAUUUGGAUAAAUGGAAGAGUAUUCAAGUGAACGGUUGUGUCGAUUGUGAUUUCCUUGUCGAUUUCUCUUUUCGCGUGUGCAACGAGCUGCCGAAUGGACAAGAAGAACACUACACCGAUUUGAACAUUGUCAUCUGCAAAGAUCCAUAUCCUUUCACAAUCAACGGAAAACCACCAUUGAAUGCCCGUUGUGAAUGGCGAGCCUUAAUUGCUUAUCCGCUGUACACAAACACCUGGGAUAAUCUCUAUUCUUGCUCAUAUCGUCUAAACGGAGAGGAACGUCUCAUCGUGAGAGCUGUCACGCAAAACGUCUCUCAAAACGCUUUCGCCUUCUCAUUUCGUGUUCGGCAAUGGGUUAAUGAGUCGAUCCCAAUAUGGAAGGUCGAUUCGACGAUGAGUCCGAGGACGGGAUCCCGCUGUAUGAGAUCGGUAAUCUUUUCAACAUCCACCGUCAUCACUGUUUUCGGCAAUGACUACUGUAUUUUUGCGGCUCUUACUAUGCAAGCUGGCACGGAAUCCAUCCUCAAUCAUCUCCCAACUUAUCUUACAUCAUACAGUUAUCCAUGGCCUUUCGAUAAUCCAACUGAUUACCCACAAUGUCAACGGGCUCGAGCUGAUUUCUCGUCGUUAAUUACAAAAACCGAGCGCCGCAUCGCCAUUGAUGUGAUCAAAUUGGAAAACGGUACUCUGAAACUGUUUUAUGGCACAAAUCCAUCAAACGAAAAGGGAUUUUGCAUGAAUCCGAUAAUCGAAUCAAAAAGCAUCGAUCUCGUCGAUCAACAAACAGUCGCCGUCUCAGCGGAAUGCUUUCAUCUCGAGUUUUGUCCCCUUCAAAAUGGCACAAAAGAUCGUUUUGGCUUUGUGGUGAAGGCGAGUCGAGCGCCGGUCGAUCCGAAACUCGUCGAAUGCAAGCUGACCUACACGUUGAGCACCGAGAACCCACAAGUUCUCCUCCACGUCAGAAAUAUCUACUUCCAAGAGGAGCCGUUGCAUCAACUCAUCCCCAUACGAAAUCAACGG